Messenger RNA from Rattus rattus (black rat), 1446 nucleotides. RefSeq names its product PRAME family member 8-like. Bases 1 to 1446 code for a protein of 481 amino acids. The record is from RefSeq and is a predicted model, not a curated record. Gene Ontology annotation, biological process: negative regulation of cell differentiation; positive regulation of cell population proliferation; negative regulation of DNA-templated transcription. Gene Ontology annotation, cellular component: cytoplasm. NCBI's taxonomy places the organism in Eukaryota, Metazoa, Chordata, Mammalia, Rodentia, Muridae. The transcript is spliced from 3 exons.
AUGAGUGUUCAGAGCCCACCCACACUCCAGAAGCUGGCAAGGCAGACUCUGCUGAGAAAUGAGGCUGUGAUCAUAUCCUCUCUGGAGGAGCUGCCUACAGUGCUCUUCCCAGCAUUGUUCAAGGAGGCCUUCGAGGGCAGGCACAGCAAGCUUGUGAAGGAAAUGGUGACAACUUGGCCUUUCCCCUGUCUCCCUGUUGGGGCAUUGAUGAAGACACCUAACUUGGAAACCUUGCAGGCUGUCCUGGAAGGUGUAGACAUGCGACUGACAAGAGAUAUUCACCACAGCAAGGGAAAACUUCAGGUUCUGGACCUGAGGAAUGUGCACCACACGUUCUGGAACAUAUGGGCUGAUGAAGAGGAUGGCAGCUGUUCUUCAGAGUCCUUGGAUGACAAUCCGGUAGUGAAGGUCCUUCCCCGAUAUGCACUGAGGCACAAACUGAAGGUGGUAACUGAGCUGUGCCUCAGGCCCCGUCUUGAUGAAGCACAAGCAUGCUUCUUGAAGUGGGCCCAGCAGAGAAAGGACUUCCUGCAUUUCUGCUGUACGAAGCUGAAGAUCUGGGCUAUGCCUAUGGACUUUAUCAGAGAGAUCUUGAAUGUCUUUCACCCAGAGCACAUCGAGGAAUUGGAACUGAACACUGAGUGGAAUGUCUUCCAGCUGGCCCAGUUUGCUCCCUUCUUUGGGCAAAUGAGAAAUCUUCGCAAACUGCUCCUGGCACCCCUCUACAAGAAUGUAUUCAAGAUUGCCAAUAGAACAGGAGAGAGAGAGGACAAGUGUGUCAAGGGUUUCAUUUCUAUGUUCUCAAAAUUCAAUUGUCUCCAGCAUCUCUCCUUGAGUGGCGUCCAUUUUCUUAUAGAUCACAUGGAUCAGGUCUUCAGGAGCCUGAUGACACCCUUGGUGAAACUCUCCAUCAAGCACUACCGAAUUUCACAGAAAGACUUGGAUUCCUUCUCCUGCUGUCAGAGCCUCUUUCACCUAAAACAUCUGGAGAUGAGAGGUGUGACCUUAAGUACUUUGGAUAUUAUGCCUCUGAGAAGUCUCGUGGAGAAAGUGGCAGAUAAUCUUCAGACUCUGGAUUUGCAGGGGUGUAGAAUGAAAGACUACCAGCUCAAUGCCCUCCUACCUGCCCUCACACGAUGCUCUCAGCUCGCCAAGAUCAACUUCUACAACAAUGACUUCUCCAUGGCCAUCCUAAAGGACUUUUUGCAGCACACUGCCAACUGGAGCAAGAUCAAUGUGGAACAAUACCCUGCCCCUCUGGAGUGCUAUGAUGAGUUAGCUCAUGUCUGCAGAGAAAGGUUUGCCCAACUUUGUCUGGAACUCAUGGAUACACUUGGGACAAUAAGGCAGCUCAAGAACAUUUCUUUUGCUACAAAUAUGUGCCACAAAUGUGGUGAGCAGUGUGUCUAUGGACGGGAGAACAGAACUUGUAGUUGCCGGCUGUAA